UGGAAUAACAGACCAACAUAUUUUUUAAUUGUAUAAUGACGAACCAAAUGUCAACAUCUUUCAGUUUCUUUGUCAUCUUGGUUUUAGUUGUUGCAGGGCAAUUAAUACAGGUAGAAGGUGAAUGCACAAAAAUUGUUGGUAGCUGUGCAAGACAAGAUUGUUCUGAACACUGUAAUUCCUUUGCAAGAGGCGUUCGUGUUUUAGGAUCGUCAUGUUCAUUCUAUAACUUAUGCACUUGUACUUAUGAUCAGCCACCACCUGGAUUGACACCACCUGGUAACUGUGGUAUUGGGAUGGGAAUUUGCACUGGUGACUGUCAAGAUGAUUGUUGCAACAAAAGGUGUGUUAGUAGAUAUAGUAAAACGGGUGUUGGGAAGUGUGUUGAUGCCCUUGAUAUGAGUCUUUGCCUUUGUUCCUAUGAUCGUUGAGUUUGAUCUUAAAGGAAAUACAAUAAGUAUGUAUGAUAUUCAUAGCUAUUUCAAAUGUAUUAUCUUCAUGAUUUUAUUCAUCAAUUAAUUGAUAGAAUAGUUGACCAACCGAAUAGAAUAUUUUGUAAUAAUUAGUUAUAAUAAGGAGGGUGUAUAUUUGCUCCAAAAAAAAGGAGGGUGUAUUGAUUGCUAAAAAAAGAGGGUGUAUUGAAUUGAGAUUUUAAAGAAAUUUUAAUGGACAUUUUUAUGAUAACAUAGCUUU
Molecule: messenger RNA, 690 nt
Organism: Medicago truncatula (barrel medic)
Lineage: Eukaryota; Viridiplantae; Streptophyta; Magnoliopsida; Fabales; Fabaceae
Product: defensin-like protein 183
Exons: 2
Coding region: 36-428 (130 amino acids)
Source: RefSeq, a predicted model, not a curated record